AUGGAAAAUGGUGAGUACGAUAAGGCUGCAGAGGAAAAGCACCGUGUAGAAGUGAAGCAAAGGACUGCAAAAAAGGAACGGGAACAAAGAGGAGAAGAAUACAGGCCUAGAUGGUUUGUCCAAGAAGAACACCCGAUCACCAAGAGUUUAUAUUGGAAAUAUAAUGGUGAGUACUGGACGAAGAGAAAGAACCAUGAUUUCGGGGAUUGUGUUGAUAUCUUCUAA
Saccharomyces mikatae IFO 1815 is the source of this 225-nucleotide messenger RNA. RefSeq lists its product as uncharacterized. Gene Ontology annotation, cellular component: nuclear envelope; cytosol; intracellular membrane-bounded organelle. Lineage: Eukaryota; Fungi; Ascomycota; Saccharomycetes; Saccharomycetales; Saccharomycetaceae. Bases 1 to 225 code for a protein of 74 amino acids. The record is from RefSeq and is a predicted model, not a curated record. Gene Ontology annotation, biological process: maintenance of cell polarity; exocytosis; endocytosis. The transcript has a single exon. Gene Ontology annotation, molecular function: sterol binding.